CGAAGACGUGCCAUGCCCAGCGAUGUGGAGCUACGUGAUGGCCGCCGCGAGAGGUGACCCACGUAGGCGUCCGGGAUCGGUGUUUACGAUCCAGUCCUCCGGACCUGGACCUUGCAGGGACGGAUUAAGCGGAUCCCGUUGCACGAAUAAUUACAACAGACAGGACAGCCGCAUCGACUUCAACAACACUCGAGAUACGCAGCCGGGGACAGCUGCAGCGGCGACUGCUACUUCCAGGAAAACCGCGACGCCGACGUUCUUGAGGAGCAGCAGACCGAACGACACCUUCAAUGCUGUCCUCUCCAGAAACUCUUCGCGAGAUCUCCUCGCCAGUUACAACUCUACCACAGUGUCCAGAGACGGAUCCAGGGAUGCCUUGGCAGAAGUCAGAGUGCACACGCCCGUUUCCGAUGGACACAUCCCAUCUUCACCGCAGCUCAAUACGCAGGAAGGCGAGGUGGCUUCUGGUAGACUAUUCUCCGCAGUUCGGGGUCGGUUAAAAAGGGUGGCAGCUUCGUUGCAAGCUGCCAUCAGGUUCAGAAGGUUCUCACGUCGCGAAACCCGACCGCCAGAUUGGUUCGUAGACAGGAGCCAACAGCAGGACAACGUCGAUAGUGCAGCCGAUAAAUCGGAGUCUCGACACUGCUGGGGUCGACGCAUCGUCGUGGAUCCAACCCUACCAUCCCACUACAAGUGGCUGAUCGUGGUGUCCCUGGCCGUUCUCUACAACGUCAUCUUCGUGCUGGGUCGAGCCGUCUUCUGGGAACUCAACAACGCCGUUCAACCCCUGUGGUGGAGUCUGGACUACAUUUGUGAUAUCAUUUAUAUUGUGGAUACAUUAGUGCGAGCGCACGAAGGUUAUCUAGAGCAAGGACUUCUAGUCACGGACCCCCAAAAACUGCGGAGCCAUUACUUCCAGUCGAAGAGAUGGCGAGGCGACAUCCUGUCUCUGCUUCCCACGGACGUCGCCUACUUCUGGUGGUCCCCGUACGAGUGCCACGAGAAGGUGCCUUGCCCGGUCAUAGUGCGUUUGAACAGACUUUUCCGGUUACCCAGACUGCUCGAGUGGUUCGAGAGGACAGAAACCGAUACGAACUAUCCGAACGUUUUCCGCAUCUGCAAAGUGGUUCUCGCCAUCCUCGUUCUCAUCCAUUGGAACGCGUGCCUGUACUUUGCGAUAAGCUACGCCAUCGGAUUUGGCUCGGACAAUUGGGUCUACAAUCUGGACGGUCCGAAGAACUCGACGCUUACGCGACAGUACAUCUACAGCUUCUACUGGUCCACGUUGACGCUGACGACGAUCGGGGAGACGCCGGUACCUGAGAACGACGCUGAGUACCUCUUUGUCGUCGCCGAUUUCCUUGCAGGAGUGCUGAUCUUCGCCACGAUAGUCGGCAACAUCGGAUCGAUGAUAUCGAACAUGAACGUUGCGAGAGUCGAUUUUCAGAACCGCAUGGACGGGGUGAAGCAGUACAUGGCUUUCAGGAAGGUCGGCAGGGAGCUGGAGGGUCGUGUGAUCCGGUGGUUUGCGUACACGUGGGCCGAGAGCGGUGCUCUUGACGAGGAGCGCGUACUUUCCGCCCUUCCGGAUAAACUGAAAGCGGAAAUAGCCAUUAGGGUCCAUCUCGACACGCUCCGAAAGGUGCGCAUCUUCCAGGACUGCGAACCCGGACUACUCGAAGCUCUUGUCCUCAAGUUACGACUUCAGGUGUUCUCGCCGGGCGAUUACAUUUGCAGGAAGGGCGAUGUGGGUAAGGAGAUGUACAUUGUUAAGAGGGGUCGUCUUCAGGUGGUGGCAGACGAUGGUGAAACGGUGCUUGCUACUCUCGGUGCCGGCUCAGUAUUCGGGGAGGUGAGCGUCCUGGACAUCGCAGGGAACAGGACCGGAAAUAGACGCACCGCAAACGUCCGGGCCUUGGGCUAUUCCGAUCUAUUUUGCCUCGCCAAGGAUGACCUGCUGGUGGCCUUAGCUGAUUACCCCGAGGCGAGGGCAACAUUAACAGAAAGAGGCUGUCAAUUAUUGCGGAAAGACGGAUUGCUGGACGAGGAGAUGUUUCGGAGGGCGAGGGAGACACAGGAUUCGAUGGUUGAUAGCAUCAAGCGAUUAGAAGGUGUAGUCGAUAUGCUUCAGACCAGAUUGGCCAGACUACUGGCCGAGUAUACUGCGAGCCAAGCGAAGCUGAAACAGAGACUCACCAAAGUGGAAUCAAGACACGGCGAUUCCGACGCUCCUCCAGAGAAUUUGAAGGUGCCGCAGCAUGGAGGAAGAAGGAGACUGCACAGCUUCGAGGCAAGCAGGACCAGCACAUCGAGCAGCUCCAGGCACAAAACCAUGUAGCUACUACGAACAAUAAACCCUCCGACCAAAACAAAACAUACAUAAAAAAAAGAAACAACAGCAUAAAAUCCUCCAAUACGUUAUUAAUCAUUUCCCCCCUCAAGAAACACGAGCGUUAGUCAAUUUGUAUAGUCAAUUUAUUUCCUAGUCUCAUUAGAUGUACUUUUUAACUCUCAACAAAACAUUAAAAAAAACUUAAUUGUACACAAAAAUUUACAUCAAGUUUGUCAUAUUAAAUACUUACUUUCGAAUAGAACAAUACCUCGCAUAGUGCGACUUCAGCAUAAUGC
Messenger RNA from Nicrophorus vespilloides, 2628 nucleotides. RefSeq names its product cyclic nucleotide-gated cation channel subunit A (gene CngA). Bases 23 to 2338 code for a protein of 771 amino acids. NCBI's taxonomy places the organism in Eukaryota, Metazoa, Arthropoda, Insecta, Coleoptera, Silphidae. The transcript has 7 exons. Gene Ontology annotation, molecular function: cGMP binding; voltage-gated potassium channel activity; protein-containing complex binding. Gene Ontology annotation, cellular component: intracellular cyclic nucleotide activated cation channel complex; plasma membrane. Gene Ontology annotation, biological process: potassium ion transport; monoatomic cation transmembrane transport. The record is from RefSeq and is a predicted model, not a curated record.